AUGGACAAAUUAGUCGCUCAGUACUCGCGUCCGCCUCACCAGAAUGAGUUCUAUUCGGAGCAAGAGCAGCAAGAUCUGACCGAGAGUCUCCCUCCUCUUUCUCUAAAAUUUGCUCUUCCCCCUGUUGCAAACUCCUCCGCUUUUCUCCGUGCUAUGACCGAUGAUCACUCAAAUCCCAGCUGCCCCAUCAAGCUUGCUCACGGAACAACAACACUGGCAUUCCGAUUCCAGGGUGGAAUUAUCGUCGCGACGGACUCGCGAGCGACUGCCGGAAACUGGAUUGCCAGUCAGACAGUGAAGAAGGUCAUCCCUGUUUCGCGAUUGAGUCGCGGUGAGGAUAAGAAGCAGAAUGCACCCGUCCCUGGCCUUCUGGGUACCAUGGCCGGUGGUGCUGCGGAUUGCCAAUAUUGGUUGAGAUAUCUGAGUCAGCAGUGCACACUUCAUGAAAUUCGGCACAAACGCCGUAUUACCGUUGCAGCGGCGUCCAAGAUUCUCGCCAACCUGACAUACUCCUACAAAGGAAUGGGUCUGAGCAUGGGAACGAUGUUGGCAGGCAUGACUCCUCAAGAAGGACCGGCCCUGUACUACAUCGACUCCGACGGCACACGACUCCCCGGAAACCUGUUCUGCGUCGGAUCCGGCCAGACAUUCGCUUACGGUGUGCUCGACGCCGAGUACCGGUAUGACCUGACGGAAGAGGAGGCGCUCCAGCUCGGACGCCGAAGCAUUCUUGCCGCUAUGCACCGCGAUGCCUACUCGGGUGGUUUCAUCAACUUGUACCAUGUCAAGGAAGAAGGUUGGGUCCACCACGGCUUUGAUGAUAUGAACCCCAUCUUCUGGAAGACAAAGUUGGAGAAGGGCGAGUUCUCGAAUGUUACGUCGGCGCUGUAG
Aspergillus clavatus NRRL 1 is the source of this 891-nucleotide messenger RNA. It is a transcript of the gene pre2, whose product is annotated as proteasome core particle subunit beta 5. Lineage: Eukaryota; Fungi; Ascomycota; Eurotiomycetes; Eurotiales; Aspergillaceae. The coding region runs from base 1 to 891 and encodes 296 amino acids. The transcript is spliced from 6 exons. Gene Ontology annotation, molecular function: threonine-type endopeptidase activity. The record is from RefSeq and is a predicted model, not a curated record. Gene Ontology annotation, cellular component: proteasome core complex.